This is a messenger RNA of Lodderomyces parapsilosis, 1635 nucleotides long. Its product is annotated as pepsin-like aspartic protease. Gene Ontology annotation, molecular function: aspartic-type endopeptidase activity. NCBI's taxonomy places the organism in Eukaryota, Fungi, Ascomycota, Pichiomycetes, Serinales, Debaryomycetaceae. Gene Ontology annotation, biological process: proteolysis. The coding region runs from base 1 to 1635 and encodes 544 amino acids. The record is from RefSeq and is a predicted model, not a curated record. The transcript has a single exon.
AUGAGGUUCAUCAAUAACGUAUCUGCUACUGCUUUGUUAUCAGCUAUUUUACAAUUAGGCUCAACGGUUGCAACCGACUCAUCGUCAGGAAGCUUGAAAAUCGAUUUCAAUGUGAAAAGAGAAGUACCGAAAGGAGACAUUGUCAAACGUGAUGACCCGGAAGGAGCAGUGGUGAUGAAAUUAAUGAAUCACAAAACUCUCUACAUUGCUGAGUUGUAUAUUGGUUCAAAUGAAGAUAAAGUUCAUGUGCACGUUGAUACUGGAAGCUCAGAUCUUUGGGUGCCUGCAAGUGAUGUUACAUGUUCAAAGGAAAAUCCACUUGCUGCUCUUGGGGAAGGGGAUGAUGAUGAUGAUGAUGAUGAGAAUUCAGGCGAGGGAGAACAGCCAUCAGAGACGCAAGGUGGUCCCUCAAGAGGCAAUAAACGUGACGAGGGCCAAAUCUACAGCUCGUUAUACCCCUCAGGCCACCCACAAACCACCAAUCUUCCAGGAGCUGGAAACCCUGGCUUUAUCUCUAAUUCUAGCAAUACGGCAGCAGGAGAGUCCCAAUCAAGUGAAUCACUUACUUGCACGGCACAUGGUUCAUUCAAUACGGAGGCAUCCGAUACUUUUGAGACGAACAAUACGAUACCAUUCUAUGCUGCCUACGGUGACGGAACCUAUGCGUUUGGUGACUGGGGCCAAGACACCAUCAAAAUUGGUAACGCGUCAGUACAUAAUGCUAGUUUUGCAAUUGCAAAUGCAACAUCAAAUGACAUUGGGGUAUUUGGUAUCGGGUUACGUGGUUUGGAAUCUACUUCACUGUUUGGUUACUUUUACGAUAGUUUACCAUAUAAAAUGAAGUCCAAUGGGGUGAUUAACAAAGUUUUAUACUCGUUGUACUUGAACGAUAUCAACGCUAGUACCGGUUCUGUGUUGUUUGGUGCUAUUGACCAUGCUAAACAUGAAGGUCAUUUGGAGACAUUGCCGGUGGUGAAAGGAAGAGACGGUACAUUUUCGGAUUUGGCAGUUGAACUCAAGCAUGUCGCACUCAACCACGAAGGAGAUAAAGAACUCAUUUUACAAAACUCAACCAUUGUCAUACUUGACUCUGGAUCAACGAUAUCAUACUUGACGCUGCACCAAGUGAAAUCUUUGGGCGAGGCUCUCGAUGGUGAAUUUAUUGAACUGCAAGGAGCCUUCAAAGUUGACUGUGAAUUACAAAACUCAAACUCAACAAUGGAUUUCACUUUUGGAAACAGUGACAUCCAUGUCCCACUUUCUGAAUUGAUCAUGCCAGAGAAUGAAACAUCAUGUUAUUUAGGAAUCUUACCAUCCCAAAAAGAAGGAAAUGAGACUGAAACUGCAUUGUUUGGAGACAACAUAUUGAGAAGCGCCUAUAUCGUUUACGAUUUGGAAGACUUGCAAGUCCAAAUUGCGCAAGCUCGUUAUACCGAUGAAGAAGAUAUUAGAGUUGUUGGGGGAAAAGAGUCAACGAGUGGAAGCACCGGAUCGAACUCAUCCUCGAAUGGAACUACAUCUGGUGGAGUUGGCUCUUCGUCAUCGACUGAGCAUGCCAAUAGUGGGUUCUCGAUUUACAAUUUGCCUUGGGUUUCUGUACUUGCCGGAUUGGCCACUUCAUUGGCCUUGGUUUAG